Messenger RNA from Schistocerca serialis cubense, 2818 nucleotides. It is a transcript of the gene ath, whose product is annotated as ATP-dependent RNA helicase DHX33. The transcript is spliced from 13 exons. Gene Ontology annotation, biological process: positive regulation of transcription by RNA polymerase I. Gene Ontology annotation, cellular component: intracellular anatomical structure; nucleolus. Lineage: Eukaryota; Metazoa; Arthropoda; Insecta; Orthoptera; Acrididae. Bases 362 to 2440 code for a protein of 692 amino acids. Gene Ontology annotation, molecular function: ATP binding; RNA binding. The record is from RefSeq and is a predicted model, not a curated record.
UGUUUAUCACGGAUUUGGAAGAAGUACCGUGCAGAUAAUACUACUAUACUAGCGCGUCUGUGUAUAAUAUCUUUGAACAACAGUAGUUUACGCUGUGUGUUUGCAGGCAGUGCUUUGUAUAUACGCUUUUCGGGAGAUGUUGAUAUUUGUGUCAACACAGUACAGGCGUGCUAGUUAUGUGACAUGGGAAUGGAUAGUUUACAUGCGUUUCUUUCUACGUUUAUACUGAAUGGAAACGCGGUUCGCGAGAAUAACUCGUGAACACAGCUGUUUGUUACAGGCGUCCACUGUCUUCGACAUUAUCAAUUUAUUCCGCAUGUUUAUCUGUUUGUUUAUGUGGGCUUGUUAUUGAGACAGCGAAAUGGAUUCUAAGUACGCCUUUACAAAUGCAGCAAGCAAGCUUAAAAAACCAACAACACUAGUAACGUUUUCGACUAGUAAUCCGAAUAAGAGAUCAAUAUCAGAACAGUCUCCUGCAAAGCGAAUUCUUCUCGCAGAAAAUGGACUGGCGGCCAUUCUGUCACAAAGAAAAUCUCUUCCCGUUUACGCUGUACGUGGCAGAAUACUGGAAGAGAUUAAAAAACAUUCCACAUUGAUUAUUAUUGGAGAGACAGGAAGUGGCAAGACAACUCAGAUCCCACAAUUUAUCCAUGAAGAGAGACUUGAUAAAGAGGGAAGAAUUGGUAUUACUCAGCCAAGACGAGUAGCAGCAAUUACUAUCUCUCUAAGAGUUGCUCAGGAAAUGAACACAAAGCAAGGUGAAAUUGUUGGUUACACAGUACGAUUUGAAGAUGUUACUUCAGAGAACACUAAACUCAAGUACCUAACUGAUGGUAUGCUGCUCAGAGAAGCUAUCUCAGAUAAUUUACUCAUGAAGUAUAGUGUUAUUGUGUUGGAUGAGGCUCAUGAAAGAACAGUUCACACUGAUGUACUUUUUGGUAUUGUCAAGCAGGCACAGAAAACACGCAAAGAAAGGGGUCUCAAAGCACUCAAAAUACUAGUAAUGUCCGCUACUAUGGAUGUAGACCACUUUAGCAACUACUUUGGGAAUGUACCAAUAUUGUAUCUUGAAGGCAGACAACACCCAGUGAAGAUAUUUCACACCAUCCAACCUCAGGAAGAUUAUGUGUUUAGCUCCUUGGUGACCAUCUUCCAGAUUCACAGGGAAGCUCCAGCCAAUCAUGACAUUUUAGUGUUCUUGACGGGUCAGGAGGAAAUUGAAUCAAUGGCUCAUCACAUACGUCUUAUAGCAAGGGACCUGGAGGGCAAGGCACCACCUUUAAGAGUUUAUCCUUUAUAUUCAUCCUUGCCAUCACAUCAGCAGUUAGAUGUUUUUCGACCUACAUCCAAAGGCAUGAGGAAAGUAAUACUAAGCACAAAUGUCGCUGAGACAUCAGUCACAAUCAGUGGAAUAAAGUAUGUUAUAGAUAGUGGAAUGGUGAAAGCGAGGUCACACCAUCCUGGUACAGGGCUGGAUAUCUUGAAAGUGCAAAGAAUUUCACAAGCACAAGCCUGGCAGAGAACAGGCCGGGCUGGUCGAGAAUCAACUGGAUACUGCUACCGUGUGUAUACGAGGAAGGAAUUCGAGUCUUUGCCAAAAAAUUCAGUCCCAGAAAUACAGCGCUGCAACCUGACAGGAGUUGUGUUGCAACUUCUAGCUUUGGGGAUAAACUGUGUGUCAUUUGAUUUUAUUGAUAAGCCUCCUAGGGAAUCCUUAAUAGCAGCACUACAACAACUAAAACAGCUUAAUGCCAUAGAGUCUGUAGACUCACCUGUCCUCACAAAAUUGGGACACCAAAUGUCCCAAUUUCCACUUGAUCCUCGGUUUAGCAAAAUACUUUUGGCUGCAAAAGAUUACAAUUGUGUGGAAGAAGUGAUCAGUAUAGUAGCUCUUCUGUCAAGUGAAUCAGUUUUUGUGACACCACCAAACAAACGUGAGGAGGCCUUGUCAGCAAGGCAGAAAUUUGUUUCUUCUGCUGGAGAUCAUAUAACUUUGUUGAAUGUCUUCAGAACAUUUUCAAAAAUUUCACAGAAAAAGCAAUGGUGCCAUGAAAAUUUUCUCAAUGUGCGAAAUCUUCAGUAUGCAAGUGAUGUGUACACACAACUUCUGGAGCUUUGUAAACGAUGCAAAGUUCCUCUGUCAUCUUGUGGACAAGAUAUUGACAAGAUAAGAAAAUGCCUUGUUACGGGAUUGUUCAUGAAUGUAGCUGAACUUCAAAGAGAAAGACAAUACAUCACUGUGGACACAAGGCAAGCUGUCACAAUACACCCAUCAUCAGUAUUGUUCGGAUCGUAUCCUCCAUUUGUGUUGUUCACUGAAGUAGUGCAAACAGGACGCUGCUAUCUGAGACAGAUUUCAACAAUAGAACCAGAGUGGUUAUUAGAGAUUGUUCCUAAUUAUAUUCGUAACCAUAAACUUUCAUUUUCAUCUGUUUCAUAGCAGUUGUAGCAGAAUGUGUAUGUGAAAGACACAAAUGUACAAAUGAUGUAGGAAAGUCUUUGUGUGCAUUCAGCAAGUAACAAUUGCCAGUUUAAGAGGCUGGAUGAUCUCAUUUUUCUCAUAGCAACUUUUCUGUGAACAUGAGAUUGUUUGUGAAAUUCUUGUAAUGGAAAACAGGUAGAUGACAUGCUAUAAUGCAUAAUGUGUGGUUUUGUAUCCACAUUUUUUAUGGAGGGCUUACUAACUGACAAAACUGGUUUCAUAAUUGUCACCAAAAAUCACCAUAAAGUACAGUUAUAUUCUUUCUAUUUUAUACUGAAUUUAUAUAAGUUUCUGAAAUAUAUUUAUUUUAUUGAACAAUUAUAUUUUUUUAAUGUA